UUUCCGAUCGUCAAACCAAGCUGGAGUUCUUUUCCAAAAUGGCGAGCAAGUACACGUGUCUUUUGACAAAGGAGUUGGCUGUUUUAUUGCUUUUAGCGCUUUGUUCGGCAAAUGUUGUCCACGGUGCUGGAAAGGUUCUUGUUCUAGUUGAUAAUAUAAACGUACAAGAUACACAUUCGAUCUUCCUAAACUCGUUAAAAGGUAUAAAAUUCAGCGGUCUUUCGUAUUUGUUGCAGCCAUGUAACAUGUUACUAUUGUUACAUCUUGCACAGACUACAGACAAUGCGUGUAUACUUUUACUAUAUUGACAUCAAGUUAAAAUUUCUUCUUGUUUGCAGUUGUAAACACUUAUGUAGUACCUUGUUUAUAACUGCAUUAAUAGUUGGCACAUAGAAUAUAAUAUAAAAAUGAACCCAAAAAUAAUAACAUUGUUAUUGUAUAAAUAAUAAAUAAAAGCUGUAUUAUUGGGUCAUUCCAGAAAAGAUCCACACUCCCAAUACAAAGGGAAUUUCUGCUGUCCAGAGAUAGCCAGGAGUAAUUCUCUUUCUAAAGGGGUAGACUUCCAAUUUCCUUUAUAUGGGGGAAGUACAUGGAUGUUUUCUGGAAUGACUCGUUAUAUAGAGAAUCAUAUUUUGCAAAGAGUAUCUUUUGAUUUGAAGAAAAAGGAUUUGAACUAACGAUCAAGCCAGCUGACGAUGCAAGCCUUAGUCUGAGCAAAUAUGGAGAAUUUUUGUAUGAUCAUUUGCUGUUAUUAUCACCAUCAGUAGAAGGUACACCAGUUUUUUCUAAUUGCAUCUAAUAAAAAGUAUGUUUCAAAUAUCAAGACUAAAUAUUCUAAUUUUGUUUUAAUUGUUUCUAAUGUUACUUAGAAUUUGGAGGAUCUAUAAGUGUGGGCGCUAUCACUGAAUUCAUCGAUGCCGGCCACAAUAUCCUUGUUGUAGGAAGCUCAGAUAUUGGUAAGUUCUGUUAUUUUUCUGUUGCAUUAUAUGUCACAGUUUUGGAGUAUAUUCUUGCCUACUAACUAUGUGUUGUUUUUAAGGGGAUCCAAUUCGGGAGCUUGCUGGGGAAUGUGGUGUUGAAUUUGAUGAAGAGAAAACAGCAGUUAUUGAUCAUAUUAGCUACGAUGCCUCGGAUGAAGGCGAAGUAUGUAUAAAGUCUGGAAAUGCUGAAUAAAUAGGGAUGCCUAGAGAUUUAGCAGUUUUUAGAUUGUUUCAUUGGAGACAGCUCAUGUAGGCACAAACAAUUUUAAAAGAGUUAUUUAUUGUCAUUCAGCACACCAAGAUACUGUCAGCUCCGUCAAACCUUCUCAAGAGUCCUUUGAUUGUCGGUGAAACUCCAGCAGAACCACUGCUGUUUAAAGGUGUUGGGUAAGCAAAAUGUUUGGGUGGAUAUUACACAGAGACGGAUUUUCAUAUUUUUGUUCGGGGGGGUGGAUAAAUAUCUGGGGGGUGCUGCUGCUUGCUUUGGCCGGGGCGUGGUAGCAACGCCCGGAAAGGCCAAGGAAAAAGUUUAACAAAAUUUGUUUUCUAGGCCUGCAUGGCGAGAUCUGAGACCAUAAUAUUGGUAAUUUUACAAAUUUAGUUUUGCACCACCCCCCUAAAGGCAUUUGGCACCCCCGCAAAUUACAUAUAUUUUGAUUUUCUGGGGGGGUGCCUGAUAUUAGAUGUUUUCCUAAGUAUAAAUUUCCUAAGCAUUUGCUCGAAUUGUCAAAGUUUGUAAUUGUUUCUAUCUUCAGAUUGUUGCAUCAUGCAGAUGCCAGCAGAUGACAUAUAGGAGUCUUCCUAAAAUUUUUGUUUUAUGUUUUUAGAAUGACAGUAGAUCCAGACAAUCCACUCCUUUUAGAAGUGCUCACAGCUUCAUCAUCUUCGUAUUCCUACCAUGCUGAUGUACCCAUAUCCGAGUACCCUCAUGCUGUCGGCAAGAGCACCUUGUUGAUUACAGCAAUGCAAGCUCGAAACAAUGCUCGUGUUGUGUUUGCUGGUUCUUUAGAUUUCUUUAGUGACGAGUAAGAAGUCAAAUAAUUAUAGUACAAAGAUUUUUAAAUGUUAAAGGGUUUUCUAGGCGGAAAUUUCGAGUCUAAAUGUUACUAACACAUUAAUAAUUUUUGUACCGUAAUCUCGUCUUUAGGUACUACCAGUCAUCUGUUCAGUUUGCAACUUCUGGAGGGGCAAAGUGAGUGAACACCAUAUACAUUCAGAAUGAUCUAUUUUUUAAAAUCUACCUUUCAAUGCCUCGCUCUAAUGUACACACGUAAAAAUGCAGAGCUUGUAACAAGUCUGCAAACAAGUUGUUACAAGUCUGUUCACAAGCUGUCAACAAGCUGUCUUCACAUUGCUUGUUCCCAGUUUGUUCUAACAAGUUUGAAACAAGCUGUUAACACUUUGUAACAAGCUGUUAACACUUUGUAACAAGCUUGAUGGCAUUAUUAGCCUUGUUACAAGACUGUGCUUUCAAGUUUGUUACAACCAUGAUAUGACAAGGAUGUUACGAGGUUGUCAACACAAGGUUCUAACAAUUUUGUUAUAUCAAGCAUGUAACGGACUUGUCAGAACAACCUUGCAACAAGUCUGAUAACUUUGACAAGGUUGUUACAAGUUGUCAACAAGUUGUUCCAAACCUGUUGACAACUUGUGACAAGCAGUGCGAAUACAUCUUGUUGACUGCUUGUUGGCAGACUUGUUACAAGAUGUGAGAAUUUUACGUGUGUAGAUGAACAGCAAAUGUUGUAUGAGAAAUCUCUGGUUUAUAUAUAUAGAUUCCCAAAGUCUGGCAACCAACAAGUAGCCACAGCUCUGGCUAAUUGGGUGUUCAAAGAACGUGGUGUACUUCGUGUUGGUCAAGUUAAACAUCACCUUGUGGGAGAAACAUCUCCACCCGCUGCUUAUACUAUUGGAGAUGAUGUUGUAAGUUUCCAGAAAAUUUGAAUUGAACAUUUCAGUAAACAUUCCAGGCCAACAGAAGAUACAACAAACAGUGGUCAUCUUCAGAAAUAUUUAACUUAUAGCAUCAUGGAAUGUCAAACUGUACCAUCAAUGAUUCAAUUGUUUUCUACUAAACUAUGGUGCAAUUUGAGAUCACUGCAUAUUAUUAAAUAGGAUAUUAGUGCUCAGUAUUUGCAAAUUUUUUCACGUUUUUAACAAUUUUUUGUUCUGUUUUCUUGUCUGACUUAAUUGAGGUGAUGUAUUCACAUAUUCAAAAUUCGUCUGAUUUACAUAUAAACACCUCAAUUUUCUCAGUUAAAAUCACUUUUUGGAUAUUUUCUUGUUGAAUUUGUGUCCGUGCUAGACAUACAACCUCGUUUGUAUAUCUGAUACAACACAGCUGUUCAUGUUGUAAAUAGUACUUAUAUAUAUUCAGAUGUACAGUAUUGAGAUACAAGAACUUGUCAACGGAAAGUGGGUUGCAUUCAAGGGAGAUGAUGUACAAAUGGAGUUUGUGAGAAUUGAUCCUUUUGUUCGUACUACUUUGAAGAGAAAAGGUAGUUAGAACUCUUUUGGAUGUCUUUAGAGUUUUACGCAACUGACUUGCAAUUUGUUAUCUUAUUUACUUGUUUACAACUCAUGUUGUUUACUUGUUUACAACUCAUCUUGUUUACUUGUUUACAACUCAGUUUGAUAGUUUGUAAUUUGUUCGUUUUACUCAGACGAAAUAUUUUUUCAUUUUUUCCAGACAACAAAUUCUAUGUUCAAUUUAAACUCCCUGAUGUGUAUGGCGUUUUUACGUUCAAAGUCGAUUAUGAACGUGUGGGGUAUUCUUUCUUACACAGCCGUAGUCAGGUAUGGAAUGUGUUUCAUAAAGUACAUAGAAAAAUAUAUGUAUGAUUACCCUGGCAUCAUGAGAGCGCACGAGCACCGCUCACUGGCAUAUUUUAAAGUUGUGAAUUUUGCUUGCGGUUACAAAGUACCAUUAUAAAUGUUGAAGCAAUGAAACAAGAUAAAUCCAUAUCUUGUAAACGUGUAUUUCACAAGUGAAAUUUAAAACUUUUAUUUAUAGAAAGUGAAAGUAGCAGUGGCGAAGCCAGCCCGACAAUUUGGGCAUGCCAUGCAAAUUUUAAAUUAUCAUUAUUCAUUUCUUUACAAAUUGAUUGUUUUCACGGUGUAUGAACACGGAAAUAUUUGCAUAGCAUGACCAAAUUGUCGGGCUGGCUUCGUCACUGGAAAGUAGAUAUGUAGUUGUAUUUUACAAUGACACUCCUUAAAAAGAAUGAACAUCUACUUAACUACCCUUAGGAAAUUUCCUAUACGGUAAAAACUUUUUGUUUAUUCAUUUUUUUCUAUUUUCUUUCGUUGAUCAGAUGUCCGUGCGUCCUCUCCAACACACGCAAUAUGAGCGUUUCAUAAUCUCUGCCUAUCCUUACUACACCAGCGCAUUUUCAAUGAUGGUUGGCUUGUUCUUUUUCUCCUUCGUCUUCCUAUAUCAUCGCAACGAAAGCAAGACCAAAGAAGAUUAGAACUGUACAACAAAAUUGCGUUGUGUUUGUAAUAAUUUAGUGUAGAAUGCUUUUAAUAAACUGUUUUCAAUUUUA
Paramuricea clavata is the source of this 4525-nucleotide messenger RNA. The record is from the annotation of a GenBank genome assembly. NCBI's taxonomy places the organism in Eukaryota, Metazoa, Cnidaria, Anthozoa, Malacalcyonacea, Plexauridae.